AUGCCCGGUUACUUCGCUUUCCGCAUGAUGAUCGAAUCUCUCUUAGCUAUGACCGGCUUGCGUGGGCGGUCUGAUGAUGUCGCUCUGCUGAACGGAUAUGGACCCGGGCGUACGGAUUCGAGACUUGAUAUGGCGACUCAAAUCGGAGAUCUGGAAGCAAAAUUGCGAGAGAAGAAACAUGAAGUGCAAGAGGUCAAGAAGAAGGCGGAGGAAGAGCUGCGGGAGACGAGACGUGAAGCUCAGCAGUUGCGGUCAGCAGCAGAAGACACGAGUCAUAAGCACGAGACGCAGAUUAAUCAGUGGCAAAAAUUGUCAUCGAAGAUGAAGGAGCAAUUACAUGGAGUAAAAAAAGAUAAUUGCCAACUGAAAGAACAAGUAAACUCGAUGAAGGGGGAGCUUCACAGUGCUCAGCAGGUAUCAGAGGAGCGACUUCGCGCAUUGACCGCUCUUGAAAAAGUACACGCUAGUGCUAACGCUCUAUUGGAAGUCAGAACAUCAGAGCUACAAGACGCGCAGAAGUAUUUGUCGAAGACAGACAACUUAUCGGACGCGGACGUCCUUCGGAUGUUUGAAAACCUCAACUCGCAGAUUUUCCAGGUCGCCGCGCAGAUAGCAGACUCUGUGCUUUAUCAAGAUCUAGCGAGGUUUCCGACAUCACCGAGCAUUUUGAGCGGAGUGAAGGAUUUCACGGGGCCAAGCAUGGCCAAUAUUCUUCAAACGCUGUCGCACUCCAUCGAUCCCUUCUAUGUCCAAUUAGCGCUGCAGGCAUGUAUGGUCACUUACACUAAGAUGAUCAUCGAAACUUGGAACUUCCGUCACCAUGAUGACAACGGGCUGCUAGCAGAGAUAUAUUUGCGCAUGAGAAAACAAGAGAGCCAAACAGUGUCGGGAAGAUGGCGCUCGCUCGCUCGACAUUAUCUUCGGAAAGCAAGGGUCGGAGAUGAAGAGCUCGCCACCUUUCUGCUACACUACCUCCUAGGACACCUCUUGGAUAUACUCGCUCUAUCCCACGUGCUAGGAAGUACUCAAGAGCUAUACGACUACAUCUCCUUACGCUACGGGGGUCCACUGCGGUCCGUCAUUGAAGACAGUCUUAAACUCCAUGAUGCAAUCGGCGAAGAGGUGGUAGCUUCAAAUUUUGAGCCACUCGCAGUGGUUUGUGGGUCUGAGUUCCGUGAGGAGUGCAUGAAAGAUGAGUAUUCCAGGAUUCCAAACGAAAUCGCCAGACGAGAAGCCGUCCUCUGCACCACGGCUGUGGGUCUUCGACGGGCAACAAAAGGUAGCCACGGCGAUGAUUCAAUACAUGAAACUGUAUUGCUCAAGCCCGUAGUCGUGUUGGAGAGUAUCAGACGAGAAGUCUAA
Messenger RNA from Fibroporia radiculosa, 1362 nucleotides. RefSeq lists its product as uncharacterized. Bases 1 to 1362 code for a protein of 453 amino acids. The record is from RefSeq and is a predicted model, not a curated record. NCBI's taxonomy places the organism in Eukaryota, Fungi, Basidiomycota, Agaricomycetes, Polyporales, Fibroporiaceae. The transcript is spliced from 2 exons.